AUGACGCGCAAGAUUUGCAUCACUGCCGUAGAUGGCAACACAGGCUUCGCCAUCGCCGAGCUUCUCCUCCAGCAUCGAGAGUUCUCGCGCAAAAUCGAAUCAGUCAUCGGUCUAGCCUUGGAGCCCAAGUCAGAGAAGGCACAGGAGCUGAAAGAUUCGGGAGCGACAAUUGUGCCCCAUACGUUCGGCCGCGUCAGGGACAUGGUGAAGACGCUCAAGGAUACCGGCGCAGACACAAUUUGCCUGGUACCACCAGCACACAAGGACAAACACGACAUAUGCGUCGAGUUGGUUGACGCGGCAAAGAAGGCCCAAGUCGCAAACGUCUGUCUUAUUAGCUCGGCGGGGUGCGACUAUGCAGAUCCCAAAAAGCAGCCUCGACUCCGGGAGUUUAUCGACCUAGAGGCCCUCGUCUUGCAGUCCAAGGGUGACGCCAGCACGCCUACCGGUGGCUCGCCCUGCGUUAUUCGCGCAGGAUUUUAUGCCGAGAAUCUGCUUCUAUAUGCUCCGCAGGCACAGGAAGAGGGUAUCCUCCCGUUGCCAAUUGGGAAGAGCCACAAAUUCGCUCCUGUUGCUCUUGGGGAUGUUGCCCACGUGGCGGCUCAUGUUCUCACUGGUAAAGGGAAACACGGGUUUGAUGACAAGCAUAGGGGACAAAUGAUGAUAAUCACCGGACCGAAAUUGUGCGCUGGGCAUGAGCUUGCUACCGCCGCGAGCAAGGCACUUGAUACAGAGAUGGAAUUCGAAAACAUAUCCCAGGCCGAGGCGAAACGUGUACUGAAGGCACAGUCGGAUAGUGACCAGUCUGAAUUGCAAUACCUUCUCGAGUACUACAGCCUGGUACGUGAGGGCAAGACAAACUACAUUGCGACUACUGCGUUUCAUGACGUUACAGGGGGCCAUCCCACUGAACCUGAUGAAUUCUUCCGGUUGUACCAGAAUGAGUUCCGGCCCAGUAAAAAGGCGAAGCACAGUCACAACCACAAGUAG
This is a messenger RNA of Metarhizium acridum CQMa 102, 990 nucleotides long. RefSeq lists its product as uncharacterized. The record is from RefSeq and is a predicted model, not a curated record. NCBI's taxonomy places the organism in Eukaryota, Fungi, Ascomycota, Sordariomycetes, Hypocreales, Clavicipitaceae.